This is a messenger RNA of Babesia bigemina, 255 nucleotides long. RefSeq lists its product as hypothetical. The transcript has a single exon. Bases 1 to 255 code for a protein of 84 amino acids. NCBI's taxonomy places the organism in Eukaryota, Apicomplexa, Aconoidasida, Piroplasmida, Babesiidae. The record is from RefSeq and is a predicted model, not a curated record.
AUGAUCCAAAGAGUGAUAAAAUAUGGCGUGUGUAAUUGUUCGUUUGACCCCUUGGCGGAGAAUCAAAUCGGUAUAAAAAUCGAUUACUCGCCACUCACAAUUAGCUCGAAGCAACUAGCUGACAACAUACGGUGGACCACACGUGAAUUGGCUAAGAUUUGCGACCCCAUCACUGCCUCUUGCCGAUGCCUCCCAGAUAUGCAGCGAACAUCGACUAACAUCAAGCUGAGAGAGCCCUUGAGGGCCCUGAAAUAA